AUGUCAGACAAUCAAGCCAUACUCGAGGAGGAAUUCGAGGUACUGGAGUCCAUCUUUCCUGAUGAGCUCGAGAAGCUCGGUGAAUCUUCCGUGAGAAUACGAAUCGAGCCCGAAGAGCCAUCAGCAUCACAUCCACUCUCCCUAUAUCUCAAUGUCGACUAUCCAGCCGAAUACCCAGAUGUCAUCCCCGAGCUCGCUUUGGAGCCAAUAGAUGAGGAGUCAGGCGAAUUGAGGGAUGGGGAGGAGGAACGGAUAUUGAGAGAGCUGCGGACUAUCGCUCACCCGAUGCAGGCGGAAGAGAGUCUGGGUAUGGCAAUGACCUUCACAGUUGCAUCUGCCGCCAGGGAGAUCCUCGCUGUGGUCGUUGGCGAAAGAUGGAAGAAGGAGAGGGACGAAGAGGACAGGAAGGCAGCGGAGUAUGAAGAAAAAGAGGCAGCACGGACAAGAGGUACCCCACUCACACCCGCGACGUUCAACGACUGGCGGAAGGAGUUUAUGGCCGCCCUCAAAGCCAAGCGGGAGAGGGAAGAGGAAGACAGGGUCAAGGCGCUGCCGCCAAAGGAGAAGGAGGAGUGGAAACGUCGCAGAGAUCGCUUGAGUGGUCGACAACUGUUCGAACAGUCCAAGGCACUCGCCACGUCCGACGAGGCAUUGUAUGAGGAAGGCGCAGCAGAGGUCGAUUUCAGCCAAUACUCGCGUGAGCAGCGAGAAGCAGAUCGGCGGAGAGCAGAGGAGGAGGAGGAAAAUAGGAGAAGAGGGCUGGUCGCGGACGAUAGUGAUAACGAGUAG
This is a messenger RNA of Dioszegia hungarica, 789 nucleotides long. RefSeq lists its product as uncharacterized. The transcript has 8 exons. Gene Ontology annotation, biological process: cytoplasmic translation. Bases 1 to 789 code for a protein of 262 amino acids. The record is from RefSeq and is a predicted model, not a curated record. Gene Ontology annotation, molecular function: protein binding. Lineage: Eukaryota; Fungi; Basidiomycota; Tremellomycetes; Tremellales; Bulleribasidiaceae.